GCAGCGGCCGCCGUUCGAACGUUCUAGAAUCUGCACACUCAUUCGAUAAAACGUCGUGUACGUCGGCCUUUCUCAAUCCGCGUUCAUAGCUCGUAGUUGUGUAUUGUCGGACGAGCGUACUUGUGAUUCGUGCAAUACCUACACAACCGUACAACAAGACGGAUUCGUCGGAUUGAUCGUACAAGACGGACCGCGAGUAAAGCUGCACGUUUAUUUUAUUUUUUUUUUUCCGGUGCUGUUCGUUUCGAAGUUUGCCGGGACACGUCGCCGUUAAAUUGUAAGUAGAAAACCGAUACGCAGUUAUUAUAAUAACACCUGCGGUUAUAAAUAUUCAGUUGUACGCGAGUACGACCGUAAUACGUUGUAUUUUUUGUUCUGCGGUAACCGUAGUUUACAAGUAUUCCGACUUGGACGCGGAACCGCUGCCGUUCUCGUUCAAACGGCCUUCGGCGUUUUUUUGCUCGGCAUGUGCGCUUCGCACCCGACAACAGCUGACCUUGCCCCGUACGCGCAUGAUAAAAUUCCGUCUCGUCCGCGACCCUCGUGUGCACGCCGCCGGAACCUCCACGGGCGGCCCACGGAAAUCGCCAUUUUUCCCGUCCCGGGCGCGGUCUUCCCGUUCGGUUUUCCCACGGCUGAUGAAUAUAAUUUCGGUAACGGCUGCGGCCGACCAACGAGACCCGAUCAUCGCGAGGUUUUCCCCCCUCCCCUCCGUGACACUACCGUUUGUCGGUGUAGGAAAACAAAGAGUGCUUCCGUUGUGGGUGUGCGUGCGCGCAGCAUUUGGGACUGUACAACGUUCGUUUCGUUUCGCCGUACCGUUUUUUUUUUUUUUUUUCUCCACGCGUUAUUAAGACCGACCAAAAACGCUAUUACCAUUGUGCCGGGCCAAAAAUAUAAUAACCCGUCCCCCCGGGUCGAUCAUUCGAACGUUAUUGCAAACGGCGCUGUUACUUGUUAGCGGUCCGUCGACCCGGGCACCACUCGCACACACGCACGCACGGACCGUCGGUCCUUUGUCGUUUGUGGAUACCUAUCGAUUUCGCGUGCGGACGUCCUUUCGGGUUGUCGUCCGUCGACAAUGCCCUACGACAUUACGCAAUACGUAAUUAUUUUCAUUUCAUCGUCAGAAUCGGAAACCGACGACUUCCCCUUCCCUGGAAAUCGGCAACGGCCGGGAACUAAACGUAGGUACACUGGCGGUGGCCGCGGAGUAUCCCCCCAGUGUUACUCGUUUUCUGACCUCGGAUAGCGAUAUAUAAUUAUAAUAAAUAUUAAUAGGUUCCUUUGCCGUGGUCUCUGUAGACGCUCAAAAACGCAUUUUCUUAACCCGACUAAUAGUUCCCGCCGGUCGUUAAUAUUUAUCGGUAAUUUCGCGCCCGUCAGUUUUUGCAGGCGACGCCAUUCGUUAUCACAACGUCGUCGGAAAAUUAUUACUGCUUGCCCGCGUUCGAAUUAAUUAAUUCGGUCUUCGGUUUUUUUUCAUCACCUUACCAUAAUGUAUUCAAAACCGUACUUUGAUAUGCGUACAAAUUAAUUAUACAUUGGUAGUCUCCUGCUUAAAAAAUGAUCGUGGGUAUUGUAUUGUAGUGAAACUCGAAGUUUCUAUUAGUGUACCUAUACUAUUGUUAUAAUCGUACAGAUUGUAAUUGUAACGGUUUGUUUAGUUUUCAUAUUGUAAAACUGUCGAGUGUUCACAAUAUUGGAUUGAAUAAGUAUAAAUGCUAAAAUUGGUAUUUAAUUAUUAAUAGAAAGGUUUAUUGAGUACCAGGGAAUUUGUAUGCCUAGGUAUUGGAAUUUAUUUUUAUUUAAGUGUUCUGAAAGAAGUGUUCAUUAUUAAAUUAUAUUAUCGACGUUAGAUAUUUACUUUUAAGAUUUAUUGCAUUUUGAACUUUGGUGUGUAAUUUCAGUUAAAUUUUAAAACAUUUUAAAUUUUUAUUUGGUUUUUAUCAUUUUAUUUCUAAUUCUGACUAGGUUAGGUACCGUCUGUUUAAUUUGACUAUACGUAUACGCUUACCCUUCGAUUAGUAAUUUUCAUGUUUGAAUUACUUAUUGCAUAUACCUACACGCUCAAUUUUUACUAUUUAUCUAUAUACCUAUUUUAAACAUUUUUUACACAAAUUAAAAUCUCAUAGGCUCCUCUUUUAACACGGAAUACAAUGAAAAUGUGUAUUUGUUUUAGUGUUUGAUACAAAAUUUAAAUUAAAUGUUUUAAAUUAUUUAGUUGUUCACUCAUUAUAAAUUCUUUAUUUGAUUUUUAAUUAGGUAUUUAUUAGAAAUUGUGUUAUUUCUAAUUCAUAAUAAAUUAUUAAUCGUUAAAACAAUUGUUGUUUUCUUUUGUUUCAGACUUAUUUUAAUUGCAUUAACCUUUAAAAAUGGUUAAGGAAACAACUUACUACGACAUCUUAGGAGUCAAACCUAAUUGCACCAAUGACGAGCUUAAAAAAGCAUAUAGAAAACUUGCAUUAAAGUAUCACCCAGACAAGAACCCAAAUGAGGGUGAAAAGGUAAAUUAAAUAUUUAUUGUGAAUAUUCUGAAUUUUGUUAAUUAUUAAUUUUUCUAUAUUUUAGUUCAAGCAAAUUUCUCAAGCGUAUGAAGUAUUGUCAACUCCAGAAAAACGUCGUUUAUAUGACCAAGGUGGUGAACAAGCACUUAAAGAAGGUGGAGUUGGUAACAACUUUUCGUCUCCGAUGGAUCUAUUCGAUAUGUUCUUCGGCCAAUUUGGUGGAUCUGCCCGUGGCCGUGGCCAUCGUGGACCUCAAAAGGGCAAAGAUGUUGUUCAUCAAUUAAGUGUUUCUCUUGAAGAUUUGUACAAUGGCUGUGUUCGCAAAUUAGCAUUAGAAAAAAAUGUUAUUUGUGAAAAAUGUGAAGGUAGAGGUGGCAAAAAAGGCGCAGUAGAACAAUGUCCGGCGUGUCAGGGUAGUGGUAUCCAAGUGACAAUUCAUCAAUUAGGGCCAGGUAUGAUUCAACAAGUGCAGUCUAUGUGUAACGAGUGUCGUGGUCAGGGUGAACGAAUCAACCCUAAAGAUAGAUGUAGGACUUGCACUGGAAAGAAAGUAAGUUAUUUAUGAUUGUGUAAUGAUUUAACAUAUUUUAUCAAAUUAAAUAUUUUAAAGGUUACUCGUGAAAGGAAGAUUUUGGAGGUAAAUAUAGAUAAAGGAAUGGUUGAUGGGCAAAAAAUAACAUUCAAUGGAGAAGGUGAUCAAGAACCUGGACUUGAACCCGGUGAUAUUAUUAUUGUCUUAGAUGAAAAGGAACAUCGUAAUUAUAAGUACGUAACUGAUAAAAUUGACUUUAUCAGAUAACUCUAUAUUAAUAAUAAUAAAUCUUGUUUUUAAAUAGGAGAAGCGGUACAGAUUUGGUUCUCCGUUUGGAAAUUGAACUUGUUGAGGCAUUGUGUGGAUUCCAGAAAGUUAUCAAAACAUUAGAUGAUAGGUCUUUGGUCAUAACUACUAUUCCAGGUAAAUUAAUAUGUUGAUUAUCAUGACUUAUAGUGCAAUAAUAUUUGCUAUGUAUAAUAAAAACUUUCAUAUUUUAUUUACAUGAUCUAUUUAUUUAGUAUACAGUGUAUUAUAAUUAUAACACUAAAAAUAAAGUAUUGUCAUACCAUGCUAAUGUUACAGACACUUAAAUUUUUUUUAUUAAUCAUACAUUAAACAUUUUUGUUCGGCUUUAUUCUAUUUUUAAAGUUUUAUAUUAAUCAGUAAAUAUAAUAAAACUAUCAAUUUUAAAAAUACAAAUUCUCUUACAGUUCUUGGUGUCACAAGAUUUCAAAUAAUGGCUGUUGUAACCAUACAAUUUGAGUACAAAACUAAUAUAAUGGAAUUUAUUUGUAGGUGAAGUUUUGAAGCAUGGCGAUGUCAAAUGUGUUCUGAAUGAAGGUAUGCCUCAGUAUAAGAACCCAUUUGAAAAGGGUCGUAUGAUCAUUCAGUUCCUGGUUACUUUCCCUGAUAAAUUGCCUGCUGCAAAUGCAACUUUGCUUGAAUCAUGUCUUCCUGCUAGGUAAGAACUAUAUAUUUUGAUUUGUUUAAACCAAAAUUAUCUAUUAUUAGAAAUAAAUUUGUUAGAACGUGUGUUAAGAGAACACCACCCCUGCAUUUACUGUCUCAAUCCAAUUACCGAGCAACAUACAAAGACAUUAUUUAUGCAGACUUAAUAUAACCAGCUUAAUUUUGAUUAUAGAAGAAAAGUACUAAUCUGAAAUUUCUGCGAAAAAUAUUACAUAUUUUUGGAUGGUACCUCAACGGAUUUUUGUAUAAUUCUAAACACAAAAAGCAAACACUAUUUUAGUUCAUUUAAUUAUUCCAAAAACGCUUAUGAGAUUGUUUCCAAAGUAUUGUUUUCUAUAAAUUUGUAUAACUGGUACUUUUACUCUAAAACCAAAAUUAAGCUAGUUUUAUUUGGUUUGUGUGAGCAAUGUUUUUACUCUUGGAUUGAGCAGUAAUUGCGAGUGUGGCAGCUUUUUAUAAUUUGGUUAGUUAGAAUUUUUAUAGUUUGAUAGAUACAGUAUAGUUUCAUUUUAGAAUUUGAAUAUUCAGAAAGAACUUAAUUUCUGUUGAAAAUUUUAGAUAAUCUAAAAUUAAAAUAAUAGUAUCUUGGUAGCCUCUUGGGUGUUUUAAAUCUGCCCCAUUUUCUAAAAUAUUAUUUUUUACUGUAUUUUAAUUUAAAUAAUUUGUUUUAAAUUUCAGACCAGUUGAGGUCAUACCGGAAAAUUCUGAGGAAGUAUCGCUGAUUGAGAUGGACCCAGAAUAUGAAUCUAGAAGACAAAACAGACGGGAAGCGUAUAAUGAUGAAGAUGGACCUACUCGAAACGUGCAAUGUGCUUCACAUUAAUGUUCUAUCACUUUUUAAGUCCAUGUAUUUUACAGUACCAAAUUGUACUCAUUCCGUAAUAAGACACCGAGCAAAAAAAAAUUUUGAUGACUUGUGAAAAUAUUAGAUAUUUAUUCAAUAUGGAUACAGUAUUUCUUUCCUAUUAUAACAUGGUUUUUUUUUUUUUUCUAAAAAAAAAAAUCAAAAAUAAUAAACUAUUCAAUUCAUUUAAAUGCUUUCUAUUGACUAAUACAUUAGUACACUCAUACAUACUCAAACAUUAUUAGUGUUACUUGUUGUUUAUUUGAUAGAAAAAAAAAAAAGAAGAAAGAUAUUUCGAUCUACACAGAAUUAUUAUUUUGUUGUUUCAGUUAUGAAAUACGUGCUUGAUGUAACAUCUCUUGUCUAACUGCGUAUUUUGAGUGACUAAUUACUAGAUGGACAAAUUUCUUUAUUAUUCCUGAACUGAUUCCAUUAAAUUAGACUUCUAUGUAUAUUUUUAUAUAUAUUAAUCAUAAAUUUAAAACAAGGACUAUAAUAGUAAUCAUAGUUUUUAUAAUAGUACAUUGUAGUUCACUGAAUUUAUUGAGAAUAAUAUUUACAAAUCUAUAUUGAACAAUCUAACAUUUAGAUCAAUGACUAAUUAAGUUUCCAUAAAAUCAACUAAUUAAAUAGAAAUAAAUUAAUUUUUCAUUAUUCAAGAAAACAAAAUGGACACAAAUUUAGUUAACAUUGGCAAAUAUAUUAUUUGUGGACUUUAGUAAGAAUUUUUCUUUAUCAAGGAAAAAUAAUUGAUAAAUAUUAAUCUAAGUAAAAGAAAAACAUAUUUUUGUAUAUAAAUGUGUAGGGUUUUGUUUUUUUUUUUGUAAAUAGAAAGUGCACACAAAAAUAGUUUUUGAAACAUUUAAAACUUUAUUGAAGUGUGUUUAAUUUAGUCAUUUUUUUUUAUGUAUGUUUAACAAACCAACUAUUGUUGGG
Molecule: messenger RNA, 5791 nt
Organism: Cinara cedri
Lineage: Eukaryota; Metazoa; Arthropoda; Insecta; Hemiptera; Aphididae
Source: the annotation of a GenBank genome assembly